Messenger RNA from Symbiodinium sp. CCMP2456, 1206 nucleotides. The record is from the annotation of a GenBank genome assembly. Lineage: Eukaryota; Dinophyceae; Suessiales; Symbiodiniaceae.
AUGCCGUACCGGGCAGAUGUUAUUGGGUACGACCAAGAAACGGUGUUCAGCCCUGUGAUCUUUCAAAUUCGCGUUGCCCACGACACUGGCGUCCACUUCGUGUGGCACAGAUACAAUGCCUUCAAGCAGCUGUCUGCCUACUUGAGCCACCGCUUUCCGGCUCUCCCGACCUUGCAGGGAGGCCACCUUUGGCAAAAGGCCGUGAACUCGGCUGGCUUCUUGAAGUCUCGACAACACUGCCUUACCAGCUUCUUGCAAGCGGCCUUGACGAUUGAUGCAGAUGUGGAGGAUGUCAUCCUUCGUGAAUUCCUGGGCAUUGCAUCUCCUGCGCUAGCGGAGCUGUCAGAAGCUCCCCUGGAGCUAGAGAACUCGGAGCCCAGCCGUGGCCGCUCUUGCUCGAGUUUGGACAAGUUUUCGGCUCGCCCAAACAAGCAGCGCCACUCGUGCACAGGAGGCUUCCGAGCUGAGGAAAUGUCCAUAUGCCGCGUGAAGCGCUGCCUGUCCUCCCCACUUCCGGCCGACGAUCAGCUGGAGGAAGCCUCCCACUUGCUGGCCAACAGCCGAUUCAACGAAGCUGCAGUGGUUAUUGCCAGGGACGUGUCCCGCGUCUUCCCAUCAAACAGCCGAGUCCAUGAUGUCCGCAUCGAGAUUGCGGAGAUCCUGAGAGCCUAUGCACGAGAGGACCCUGAUCUCGGAUACACGCAGGGCAUGUGCUUUGCGGCUGCUGUGGUGGCCGUGGGUGAUGGAGAUCUCGAGGGCAAGCAACAGCGCUUCAGUCAGCUGAUGGCGAAGCUUCGUGACUUGUGGAUGCCAGGAUUCCCGUUGGUUGAGCAAGGCAUCCCUAUUGUGGAAUCCAUGCUGGCAAGCAAAGACCCAGAGCUCAUGCAUCACUUGUACCAGACAAUUAAGAUGGACCUGGGCAUGGUGAUUCCAAGUGCAUGGCUGUCGGUGUUUGGCAAGUGGCUCCCUCUCGACGUUUUGCAAGACCUCGUGCCUUUCCUUCAGAAGGAAGGACUGGCAGGAUUUGUCAUUGUGACCUUCCUCAUGCUUCUGGCACACCGGUCUAAGCUGUUGGUUGCACGAAGUUUGGACGAGAUCCUUCCCUUUAUCAACAGUUUUUCAAAGGAAGCCGUGCCGGAUCAACUUCUGAGUGUUUGCCAGGCGCCGUCAAGUCUCGCGGAGGCACCUUGCAAAGGUCCUUUGUGA